CCAGAAUUUGGACUGGCUAACAUCACCCUGGUUUCGGACUCAGAGGCUCAGGCAAUGUGGACCCUGCUGGACCAGUUACAUCAGCCUCUGGAUGAGACCAUCAUCAGUCGGAUCCUGCAAGGGCUUAUCAAUAAAGUUUGUAAAGACAUCACGCCAGAGCAGCUAACUGCAGCGUUAGAUGCACUAAGCAAGAUUCUGAAGGAUGCUGAGCAGACUCCACUAAAAGACAGCAGCCGUGGCUUGACCUAUGACCUCUUGUUCUCUAUGUCGAACCCCAGCUGAGUGGACACGCGAGGUCUGAGCCAGCUGGCUGAGGUGGUGGAGCGUUUUGCCUUCAGCCUGCUCACAGACAUUGAGAGUGGGGUAGAAGGAAAGAGGUUUUCUCAGUCAGUCUUCAUGGCAGAGCCUCUACACCUCUUGCUGAUGGUCAAGAGGUUGUUUACUGCAUACACACUCCUGACCGAUGUGGGAAACCUCUCCAAUCUCUGUGCAUCAUGUGGAAUCAGGCUGCCGAGAGAUUUGUUUCUUGGUGUCUGCAUUGCUGGGUGGUAUGUCAAGUUGUGCUGCUCUUGGCCUUUUCUUCCAUUACUUCCACCUCAGUCAGUUCAGCUGGAUGCUUAUACAGGCCAUAAACUUCUGGCAGAUAUUGGUGAUGAAUGAUGAGCACACAGAGAGACGCUAUCUUCUCGAUUUCCUGCUCGGCUGGGGACAUCCUGCUCUGGUCAUCAUCAUUCUGGUUGUAAUCCUGCUGGGAGGCUUUGGAUGGAGCAUUUAUAGUGUGUAUGGCCUGGUGCAAGGAGAUCUAGGUGCCCAUGAUGUUGUAUCUGUUUACUCUGGUCACUCUGAUCUGUCUCUGGGCUGGACUGCACAUGGCCUACAGAUACCUGUGGAUGCUGAUCCUCCUUGUUAUCUUCAACAUCUUUGUGAUAAGAACACACACACAAUAUGAUGUAACUUUUAUUAAAGAGCUCUCUUUCUUUUUAAAGCCCUUUCAUGCAUAUAUUUAGAGUAGAUUUUAUACUAACUAGUAAGUUUUAGUAAAUACCUAAUGACACUACAUUAUAAAUAUCAAUAAACUGUGAUAUCAAG
Messenger RNA from Cyprinus carpio (common carp), 1089 nucleotides. RefSeq names its product adhesion G-protein coupled receptor V1-like. Lineage: Eukaryota; Metazoa; Chordata; Actinopteri; Cypriniformes; Cyprinidae. The record is from RefSeq and is a predicted model, not a curated record. Bases 464 to 949 code for a protein of 161 amino acids. Gene Ontology annotation, biological process: cell communication; negative regulation of adenylate cyclase activity. Gene Ontology annotation, cellular component: membrane. The transcript is spliced from 6 exons. Gene Ontology annotation, molecular function: G protein-coupled receptor activity.